This is a messenger RNA of Tachyglossus aculeatus (Australian echidna), 1269 nucleotides long. It is a transcript of the gene ARX, whose product is annotated as aristaless related homeobox. The annotation marks the transcript as partial. The transcript has 4 exons. Gene Ontology annotation, molecular function: RNA polymerase II transcription regulatory region sequence-specific DNA binding; DNA-binding transcription factor activity, RNA polymerase II-specific. The record is from RefSeq and is a predicted model, not a curated record. Gene Ontology annotation, biological process: regulation of transcription by RNA polymerase II. NCBI's taxonomy places the organism in Eukaryota, Metazoa, Chordata, Mammalia, Monotremata, Tachyglossidae.
AUGAGCAGCAACCAGUACCCAGAGGACAGCUGCCCCGACCGGCCCGAAUGCCAAAGGAAGUCUCCCACCCUGCUCUCGUCCUACUGCAUAGACAGCAUCCUGGGCCGGAGGAGUCCCUGUAAAAUGAGGUUGCCCCCGGCCCUGUCCGCUCGCCCGGACCCGGACAAGCCCGUGCCAGGUUCCCCGAAGGGAGGCAGCCCCGCGUUCGAGGCCGAGCUGCACCUGCCCCCCAAACUGCGGCGCCUGUACGGCCCCGGCGGGGGUCGCCUGGUCCCGGGGGUCGGGGGUCCUCGGGGGGAGCCCCCCCCGGCUCCCCCCCCGCCCCCGCCGAGGCCGGGGGAGCGGGACCGGCCGGAGGACACGCUGAAGAUCAGCCAGGCGCCGCAGGUCAGCAUCAGCCGCACCAAGUCCUACCGGGAGAACGGGGCCACCUUCGUCCCGCCGGCCCUGGACCCGCUGGGCCGCCCGGCUGGGCCGGAGGAGGACGAGGAGGACCUGCUGGAGGAGGAGGACGACGACGACGACGACGAGGAGGACGACGACGACGAGGAGGAGGAGGAGGAGGAAGAAGAAGAAGAGCUGCUGCUGGACGAGGACGACGAGGGGCUGCUGCUGGAGCGGGCCGGGCGAGGGGCAGGACCGGCUUCCCCGGCAUCCUCCUCCACAGCCGCGGCGGGGCCUGCAUCCUCCAACUCCUCCUCCGCGGCCUUGGCGACCUCCUCCUCCUCCUCCUCCUCCUCCUCCUCCUCGGCCGCGGACGGGGCUGCCCUGCUGCUGCUGCCCCCGCCCCCGCCGCCCGCCCCGGAGGAGCCCGAGGGCAAGGACGAGGGCGAGGAUGGCAUCUGCCUGUCGGCGGGCAGCGACUCGGAGGAAGGCCUGCUGAAGCGCAAGCAGCGGCGCUACCGGACCACCUUCACCAGUUACCAACUGGAGGAGCUGGAGCGGGCCUUCCAGAAGACCCACUACCCCGACGUCUUCACCAGGGAGGAGCUGGCCAUGAGGCUCGACCUGACCGAAGCCCGGGUGCAGGUGUGGUUCCAGAACCGUCGGGCCAAGUGGCGGAAGCGUGAGAAGGCGGGGGCGUCGCCGCACGGUCCGGGCCUGGCCUUCCCGGGCCCGCUGGCGGCCGGCCACCCGCUGGGCCCCUACCUGGAGGCCGGGCCGUUCCCCGCCCACCACCCGGCGCUCGACUCGGCCUGGGCCGCGGCCGCCGCCGCCGCCGCCGCCGCCGCCGCCGGCCUGUCGGGGCUGUCGGGGCUGUCGGGCCUG